UUCAGGCAAUUUAACGGUGUGAGAAGUUGUAACAUUACCAGUACAUUUCCGGAAUUCUGCUGUGUGUGAACGCAGAAGGAAAAUUACCGGUAUAAGCACGUACGCGUUCAGAACGUGGUGACGUAUGACGCCUAUUCAGGGCCAACCAUAACAAUCAGACGCAGGAGGUGACGCAUUCACUCCGUAUUUGUUUACCAAAAUAAAAGAAAUGUCAUCCAACUGGAGUGACAGUGAAAUUAAAGCGCUUCUCUUUAUCCGUGCGGAUGAAGAAAUUUGUCGUAAUCUUAGAGGAACUGUUAGUGAUGCAGUAACAUAUGAUAAAAUUACUAACCGUCUCCGUGAGCAAGGCAUCCACAGGACAAAAAGUCAGGUCAUCAGUAAAUUGAAAACAUUACGCCUUAAAUAUAUGAAAAUUAACGAUCAUCAUAAACAAAGUGGCAAUGGAAGAAUAACUUGGAUGUAUCAUGAGCUUUGUCAAUCCAUUUGGGGAUCCAGUCAUUCCGCAAAUCCCGUUGCUCUGACUGGUAGUUUGAAUUUUGAGGGACCCCAAUCUGGCGUUGCUAAGGACGCGUGUGAUGGCAGCACGUCAAGUCAGUCAGUCGACACAGAGGCACCAACUUGUAAUGCAGAACUAACUGAUGAGGUUACAGGUUUCACUCAGCCACCAAGGAAGAAGUCAAAAAAAAACAAAGAUCACAUGAUUGACUCCAUAGCUACAGUGCUACAAACUAUGGAAACAACAUUCAGAGAGCAAGAAGCACUCCGUAUACAGGAGCAAAGAGAGUAUGAAGAAAGGUUGCACAAAGAGGCAAAGGAAGAGCAGAAGGAGGAAAGGGCAAGCAUGAUGGCGAUGUGGAAGGAAAUGAUGGAGUUCCAAGGAAACCUCUUAAAGGACAUUAUGACGCGCCCACCCCCAACAACGUCUCUUCCUCUGAAUCCACAUUACCAACAACAUAAUCAUCACAGCCAACACUUCUCUUUUCCAAGCCCUAGCACUAGCUACAUGGCACCAUACCACCCACCAGAUCAAGAUGCAGAGGCCUCACUCCAUCCUCAAUUCAAGUCUUCGUUCUUAGAAGAUCUGCAAGACUAGACUAAAAUAAAAUAAAACAGUUCACUUCAA
Carassius auratus (goldfish) is the source of this 1123-nucleotide messenger RNA. RefSeq lists its product as uncharacterized. The record is from RefSeq and is a predicted model, not a curated record. NCBI's taxonomy places the organism in Eukaryota, Metazoa, Chordata, Actinopteri, Cypriniformes, Cyprinidae. The transcript has 2 exons. The coding region runs from base 209 to 1093 and encodes 294 amino acids.